Messenger RNA from Diutina rugosa, 1194 nucleotides. RefSeq lists its product as uncharacterized. The coding region runs from base 1 to 1194 and encodes 397 amino acids. NCBI's taxonomy places the organism in Eukaryota, Fungi, Ascomycota, Pichiomycetes, Serinales, Debaryomycetaceae. Gene Ontology annotation, molecular function: protein binding. The record is from RefSeq and is a predicted model, not a curated record. The transcript has a single exon.
AUGUACACCGACUCGCAGGCGGCGGUAGCCGAGUCGCUUCGGGCGGACCGAGCGAUACUUGUGUACGUUGAUAACGCGGGCUCUACUCAGUUCUGGGACGAGCGGAUCAGUGCCGAGCUCGCCCCUGACGUGGAGCGGUCGCUUGUGACACUACGAGUCGACGUCGGCACGGAUGACUACCGCAAUUUCCAGAUGGUCAUUCCGAAACUCACAGUGCCCAGUUUUAACAUCUUGAAGAAGAACCAAGUGGUGGAUAUCAUUGGCGACGACGUUUCCCUGGAGGAAGCGCGAUCGCGGGUGUUGAAAUUAGUGAAGCCGGCGCCAGCAUCUGUGGCCCGCGAGACUGCGGCAGCUCCAGCAAUUGCGGAGACUCCAGCAGCGCCUACAACAUCUCUGCUGUCGACAGCGACAACUCCGGUGGCACCUAAGCCGGCUCGGGUGCAAAAGCUCAUCAAUGAGACUAGGCCGGCCAAAGUUCCGAAUAAACAACAGAAGCCAGAGGUCAAAGCUCCCAAGCCUCGACGGCUACUGACACCAACCCUGUGCAUUUUAUCAAUCAAGCUUUUUGAAGGGAACUCUGUUCGUCACGAAUUCAAGCCUUCAAAUACUCUCAAAACUGUGCGCGAGUGGCUUGACAACCACGACGAGUUUGAGGUUAUCCCCAACUCUGACACGGUACCAUCAUUUGCCAGUACCACAAGUCCCAUCGGCUACGUUUUUUGUCGGCCGAUGGCGCUGGAUUUUUCCAGUGAAGAAGAGGAAAAGCUGCUUCUUCUGCUUGAUUUGUGCCCUCGUCUGGCUCUCAUCCUUAAGCCGAUAUACCAAUCGCCGAAUGCGGCUAAUGAAAACCGCCGGAGUCUUUUAGGCUCCAUUGGUGGGUCGGUGAUGGCGUUGGGGCUGGCACUUUUCUCUUUCUUCGAUUAUGGGGUCUCAGAUGCAAUCGAAGAAGAAUCCCGGGCCAACACGCCUCUUCCUGACGAAUCAAUGGAACCAAGCCAUCCCCCGUUGAUGACGAUCAAUACCAACCAAUCUACGGAGGGUAUCCUGCGACAAUCGUCGCGAGCAUCGACUCCUCGGCCCCCAUCUAGAGUCCUGCGCAACCAGUCAUUCCAGCUGUUUGAUCACUCGAAUGAUAACGACAUGGAUUACUUCAAUGGGAAUCUGAUCAACCUUCAUGAUGAUGAUCGUAAAUAG